AACACACACAUUGCUGUUAUAUAACAGAUUUACCACAUUGAGAAAAAACUAGUUGCAGAGCAAAUGGUGAUGAGGUCGAGAGGCGGCGGCGGUGCCGGUUCUAGACGGACAACAAGAUCAGGGGUCGUCCGAUCAGUCUACGAAGAUUUCAAGCCGGUAUCUGAAUGGCAGCAAGAUGAUGAAUCCCACAUUCUCAAUAUUUAUCUUCCUGGUUUCAUGAAGGAGCAGAUCAAGGUUAGCAUGGAAGGCCGGAACACCAUCAGGGUUCGCGGGGAACGCCUUGUAGCUGGCAACAAAUGGAGUCGCUUCCUGGAGGACUUUCAAGUUCCAGAAAAUGGUGAAAUGAAUUCGGCUCGUGCCAAGUUCCGUGGAGGGAUACUUAGCAUUACAGUCCCGAGAGAGAAAGUUGGCAAAGAAGAUGCUCUUCCUACAGAAACCAGAGGAGUUGAUGAUAUCCGAAAGCAACCCACCCCACAAAAGUUAUCAGGUGAUCCAGAGAUGAAACGUGGCCAGGAUGGCAAUCAAAAGCAACCCAUCCCUCAACACGAAGCUUCUCCAGCAGUUGGUACUAGCCAAUCUGCGGAAGAGAAAAGGUUAGAACCUCUCAAGGCAUCUGCUGAACAUAACCACAGACAUGAUCUGGAACUGACAAGUACCAGAAACGUAGUUUCCCAAGAUAUUGAGAAAAAGGAAAGCAGUGACAAGUCAUUACUCGACCCAAAAAAUGCACAUGACAGAGAUGGUGAUCAGAAAGGCAGGAGCUUUACCCCAAUGAGAAUUACUGGAAAUGUAAUCACCCAGAAUGAUGUAAGAAUUGAAAGCAGUGAAACUAAAGAAAAGCACGUUGCAUCAGAGAAACCAGAUGACAAAACAAAAGAGAAAGUACACAAGGAAGGUAAGGAGGCCAUGCGAAGUUCUGAAUUACCUGAGGCCGAGACAGCCAAGACAAUGAAAAUGGAGAACAACGGAGCCACAGGCAUGCCUGCAAAGCACGCAGACAACAAAGAACUAUAUAGAGCUUCAAAAAAGACGAAACACAAGAAGGAGAUGAAAGGGCUCACUGAGCUCAAUGAAGAAAGGCAAUUGCUGGUGAAUAUGGGGGCGGCUAUGCUUGUUAUCGUGGGACUCGCCGCGUAUGUCACCUACAACUUUUUAUCUGCAAAAGAUAACAACUAGAUUCUGUAUGAUUCAAUUUGUAUAUAAAUCAAGAAUAUGAGGAGCUUGAAAGAUAACGGGCACAUUGUUUUACAUUCCCCAGCUCCCGUUAGCUAUUCUAAAGCUGCCUAACCAAUAUAGCAAAUGAAAAGUGGUAAAAGAAUAAGUGAUUUUCCUCAUUCAGGACAUA
This is a messenger RNA of Salvia miltiorrhiza (redroot sage), 1345 nucleotides long. RefSeq names its product inactive protein RESTRICTED TEV MOVEMENT 2. Bases 64 to 1176 code for a protein of 370 amino acids. The record is from RefSeq and is a predicted model, not a curated record. The transcript has 2 exons. Lineage: Eukaryota; Viridiplantae; Streptophyta; Magnoliopsida; Lamiales; Lamiaceae. Gene Ontology annotation, biological process: protein complex oligomerization; protein folding; response to heat.